Messenger RNA from Helicoverpa zea (corn earworm), 9916 nucleotides. It is a transcript of the gene ChiR1, whose product is annotated as probable chitinase 10. Gene Ontology annotation, biological process: chitin catabolic process; carbohydrate metabolic process. The transcript is spliced from 52 exons. Bases 489 to 9371 code for a protein of 2960 amino acids. The record is from RefSeq and is a predicted model, not a curated record. Lineage: Eukaryota; Metazoa; Arthropoda; Insecta; Lepidoptera; Noctuidae. Gene Ontology annotation, molecular function: chitinase activity; chitin binding. Gene Ontology annotation, cellular component: extracellular region.
UGACGGAUGAGCCCGGAGCGCUAUCGCACCGCGACACCACGUAUGCAAGCACUGCUCGUGGCCACACACCAGCUUACGCUCUAUAACAGACAUAGCAUUACAAAUAGUGGUCAAAUGCAUAACUCAUCAACCGUAACGUAGAAAAAUAAGAAAUAAGUUGCUAAUCAAAGAGAAGUUCAAAUAGGUACAUGUGUGUUCAUCAAUAACGACGGUACAAGGGUGAUUUCUGUAACAUACUAAACAGCUUGAAGACGAUCUCUCUAAGGACAUAGUUACACUUCAAAAAGUGUUACAUGAAGUAUCAAGAGUGCGCGAGGUAUUUUCAAUGCUAAGACCAAAGCUCCGUGAAAUGUGAAAAGCGUAAACGUAAGAGUGAUUACUGAGUGAGGCGUUAUUUUGAAAUAAACAACAAGAUAGAGCAUUCCUGCUGCAUCAGGACUAGAGAACAGAUAUAAGUUCAAAGUACCUACUACUGAAAGCUCCCCGUCAUGGGGCACAACUUCACAUUAUGGUGCGCUUUAGCGUUAGCGCUAUGCGCAUACGCUUUUGCGUCUCCUCGAGCGGGCUUCACGUUCGCCCGAAAUGCCGUCGAAACGAUUCCACAGCACGAUCCAAUUGCUGCACCAAUACGUGCCUCCGUUGAAAGCAUACCGUUAAGGAGUGUUCGUGAUGAGGGAGAUGAAAGACUGCCACUACGUGACGCUGUAGAAAAACGGCCGAUCUCACUGAUGGAACCCGGAUCAUCAUUCAAAAUUGUAGAGGAUGCUGAAGUCCUUUCAUAUGACGAUGGUUUGGCUGGAUUGAAAUAUUACGGCGCUGCUAAUCAUCUUAAUAACAGCACCCGCAACGAUGAAAGACUGCAGCUAGGAAAUGCGAACUUACAAGCGAUGCAGCAGACAGUGGCGGGUCCCACGGCGCGUCGCUUGGUGGUAUGCUACAUGGAAUCUUGGGCGGCCUACAGGGCCCCGCCGCUGGCGUUCACAGCCGGCCUAGUGCCAAAUUCCUGCACACAUUUACACUACGCGUUCGCUACUAUGCACCCCCAUACAUACUCCGUUAUUCCUAACAAUGAGGACUACGAUAUCGUUAAAGGCGGUUAUCGCAUAGCUACUGGUCUAAAACGUCGCUUGCAAGGUUUGAAAGUGAUGAUCAGUGUCGGAGGUGAAGGCACCGACCGGUUGUUCAGCGAAAUGGUACAGGAACCAGUUAGACGAAGCAUGUUCAUAGAGAGCGCUGUGAACUUCAUGAGGGAUCAUGAUUUCGACGGUUUGGACCUUCAUUGGGUGUAUCCAGGUGAAGACGAGAAGGAAAAGGAUCUGCUGACGGCUCUAUUGUACGAAUUACGGGAAAAGUUUUCCUCAUAUGGAUUCCUACUCUCUACUGUUCUACCUCCAUUUAGGUACCAGAUAGAAGACGGGUACGAUCUGAGUGCAGUCAGCGGAGCAACCGACUACACAGUAUUGCAAGCGUGGGACAUGACGCACGGCAAGCGUGAGGAAGCUCCAUCCAGGGCUUUGCAGCACAGCGCACUGCAUAGAGACCCUGGUGCGGCGGCCAGGGACCAGCGAUAUGAUAACAUUGAAUUCAUGGUGAAGUUCAUCCUGCGUAACGGUAUGAAUGCUGAAAAGCUGGUCCUGGGAGUUCCAUUCUUUGGCCGCACUUACACUCUUGCACCAUCAACGCUUCCCUCGCCCGGUGCUGCUGUCAGUGGGUGGGGUGAUGAAGGAGCCUAUACACAGACGAAGGGACUUCUUGCUUUCUUCGAAAUCUGUAUGGCAGAACGUGAAGGUAAAGGACCAACUGGUACUGAUGAGGCAGGAAACACAUACGCUGUGUUUGACAACCAAUGGAUUACAUACGACAAUCCAACUACUGUUUUGGAAAAGAUGAAGUUCAUAGUUACUACGGGCUUAGCGGGAGCUGCAGCAUGGUCCAUUGAUAUGGAUGACUUCAGAGGACUUUGCGGUCAACCUUUCCCAAUGCUGAGCGCCAUUUCUACUACAUUGAAUGGUGAAAAGACGACAACAGAUCAGUCCUCAUUGAAGAUAGGAUCUUGUGAAUCUGAAAAUGCUUACUUAGCGUCAGACGAAGACUCCUGUGCUCACUUCCACUUUUGCACUGGAGGCAUCAGUUACAGAAUGUCUUGCGAAGAUGAACGACUUUAUGAUCCUUCCACUGGAUUCUGCGGGCACCAAGACGUUGCAAAAUGUAUGCCGGGCCAGAGUCUUCGGAUAAGCGUCGAAGAUGCAGCACGUUUCCUAUCACAGGCGUAUGAAAACGAUUUUGAGUGGAAUGAACCUAUGAAAGACAUGAUAGCAAGUAAAGACCCAGAGCGUUUGAUUGCCGAAAUGGAUAGCAAGAAAAGUAAACAAAGUGACAAGCUUGUAGUAUGCUACAUGACAAGUUGGGCCUUCUAUCGUCGCGGUGAUGGAAAGUUUGUACCAGAAAACGUUGACACCCGGCUUUGUACCCACGUGGUAUACGCUUAUGCCUCACUAUCCCCUGACGAGCUCAUUGCUAAGGAGUUCGAUCCAUGGGCUGAUGUCACCAACAAUCUUUACGAACGAGUCACAUCAUUAAGAGACGUCAAAGUAAUCCUUGGUUUGGGAGGCUGGACGGACUCCGCUGGAGACAAAUACUCCAGGCUAGUGUCAUCAGAGGCAAAUCGCAGCAAGUUUAUUGAAAAGUUGAUACCAUUCUUGCGCAUGCACAAUUUCAAGGGUCUACAUUUAGACUGGAACUACCCAGUGUGUUGGCAGAGUAACUGCAAGAAGGGUGCUGUCUCUGAUAAAGCGAACUUCGCUAAAUUCGUUCAGGAAUUAUCUAAAGCUUUACAUGGAGCUAGCAUGGAACUUGGUGUUGCUAUUUCUGGAUACAAAGAAGUGAUUGAAUCAGCAUACGACCUACCAGUCCUUUCGAAGGCAGCUGAUUUCCUCAGCACCAUGACAUAUGAUUACCAUGGUGGAUGGGAGAGGUCUACUGGACAUCACACACCACUAGUCCCGUCACAAAGAGAUGCACUGGCCUAUUAUUCGAUUGAAUAUGCUGUCAAAGCCUUGAUAAGUGGUGGUGCAGAUCCCAAGAAACUUCUCCUUGGUUUGUCGUUCUACGGUCAGUCAUACAGACUGGCUAGCAUGAGUGGAGCGAAGGGACCCGGGUCACCUGCCGACGGCCCUGGCGAACCCGGAGAGUUUACCAAACAACCCGGAAUGUUGGCUUAUUAUGAAAUAUGCUACCGAGUGAAGAACUUGAGAUGGAAGACGGGCAGACAGGAAAAUGCGGGGCCUUACACCUACUCCGACAAUCAGUGGGUGGGAUACGAUGACCCCAAGUCUAUCACUGAAAAGGUGGAAUGGGCCUUACGGCAAGGGAUGGGUGGUGUCACCGCAUGGGCCAUAGAUUUGGACGACUUCAGUAACCGUUGCUGUGCGGAACCAUCUCCCCUGCUUCGUGCAGCUGGUCGUGCUCUGGGCAGAAGUGUACCUUCGCCGCCGACAGCUGCUUGCGAGAGACCACCCGAACCUGUUACGCCUUCACCGCCUACUACUACCACUGUUGAGUCUGAUGGUUCUCUCGGAGGUGGCAGCCACGAUCAUCACCACCAUGAGCAAACGUCCACCACCUGGCCGGGUUGGAACCCAUCCAGCACCACUCCGAGCACCCAACAGACUUGGUGGCCCGCAGCUACCACACCUAUGACUACCACCACUUCUACUACUACUACGAAACGUCCUACCACUACCACUAAGCGUCCUACUACCACUAAGAAGCCACCUGCUGAUUCUGGAACCCUAGAAGGGUCAUCCUGCAACGCAGGCGAGUACCACGCAGCAUCAGGCGACUGCGAGGGCUACCUGCAGUGCGAGGGCGGCGCGUGGCGCAAGCACCGCUGCGCCCCCGGCCUGCACUGGGCGGCCGCUGUCAACAGAUGCGACUGGCCUAGCUUUGCUAAGUGCACUGAAACCGCAAGCAGUGCCGCGAGUACAGCAACAACGACGCUACAACCAAUAGCGUCGCGUCCUCCGCCUAAGCCUACUACCACUACUACAACAACUACUACUACCACUACAACGAAGCGUCCUACUAUGAAACCUACCACGCCAGCUCAAUCUGACUCAAACAGCCCAUCAGACGGGAAGCCAUGUGUUGGUGAACAAUACAACCCGGUCCCUGGUGAUUGUAACGCAUACCUCCAUUGUGACGGCAGCGUGUGGCACAUGCAGCACUGCGCUCCUGGCCUACACUGGAGCAACAGCCAGAAGCAUUGUGACUGGCCUAAAUAUGCCAAGUGUGAAGUGCCGAAAUCAACGACAGCAGCUCCAAAACCGACACGACCAAGCAAACCUCCAACUACGACUACCACAACUACAACGACAACAACGAAAGCUCCAGCAUCAGGAUCUCCAACUGAAGACGGAGCAUGCGGAGGUAACGACAUGCAUGCGCCCGCGCAGACCUGCGAUUCAUACUUGCUGUGCGUUGGCGGCCGCUGGCGCAAGCAACUGUGUCCACCUGGUCUCCACUGGGAUAGGAGGACCCGAAGAUGUGACUGGGUUGAAUUCGCCAUGUGUGAAGUGGGCAAACCGUCCAAGUCACCGCUGCCACCGACGACCACCACCACCACUACAACUACCACUACCACCACGACAACCAGACGUCCCAUCACACCCAGACCCACUCGGCCUACAACCACUAAGAAACCUCUCGCUGAUGAAGCUCAAGUUCCCGGAAAGGGUUGCACCACCGGCACUUACCACGCUCAUCCUAAGUGCGAGAAGUUCUACGUGUGCGUGAACGGAGUGCUCAUCGCUCAGAGCUGCGCCCCCGGCCUAGUGUGGAGACCUGACCGCGCCCAGUGUGACUUCCCCUCUGCUUCAUCUUGUUCCGACAAGAGACAGAGCGACUCUCAUGACACGGACUCGAGUUCGCAGUCUACUGUCAUGCAGCAGCUCAAUGAAGCUCCUCCCAAAUAUUGUGAGAGUGGUGCAUACGCUCCGUUGCCGUCAGACUGCACGCGUUACUUGCACUGCUUGUUUGGUACAUUCCAAGAAUUUGCCUGCAGUGCUGGUUUACAUUGGAAUCAGGAGAAACAAAUUUGCGACUGGCCUAAGAAUGCUAAGUGUAAACGCAAGUCUAGUCCGCCUACCACCACCACGACCACUACCACUACAUCGACAACUACUCCCCAACCUCUUGAUGCGGAUGAUAUCGCAGUCGUGGUACCGGAACAUGAACAUAUCCAUGAGCACAUACAUGAGCAUCCUCAGCCCACACCAGUAAAACCAAUGGCUUUACCGUCAAGCGGAACACAACCCGAAAUUAGCUCCACACCAGCUCUCCUAAACUCUCGUUAUAAACUGGUGUGUUACUACACCAAUUGGUCGUGGUACCGCCCUGGAAUCGGCAAGUAUAGUCCAGAAGAUAUCGACCCAAGUCUUUGCACACAUAUCGUGUAUGGAUUCGCUGUUCUCAGUGAUGAUGGUCUUAUUAUGGCCCACGACUCUUGGUCGGACUAUGACAAUGGAUUCUAUGAAAAGGUUGUGGCAUACAAACGCUACGGUAUAAAGGUGUCUCUAGCUAUUGGCGGCUGGAAUGACUCAGCAGGUGACAAGUACUCCAAGUUGGUCAAUGACCCGGCAGCUCGCGCCCGAUUUGUCACACACGUAGUGCAAUUCCUCGAGAAAUACGGUUUCGAUGGAUUAGACCUCGACUGGGAAUACCCCAAGUGUUGGCAGGUUGAUUGCUCAAAGGGCCCAGAUUCAGACAAAGAAGGUUUCGCUGAUCUAGUACUUGAGCUAUCAGCUGUGUUCAAGCCUAAAGGCCUGCUUCUUUCUGCGGCCGUAUCUCCUAACAAGAAGGUUAUAGACGCCGGUUACGAUGUACCAGUAUUGGCUCGCCAUUUAGACUGGAUCGCCGUUAUGACAUAUGACUAUCAUGGACAAUGGGACAAGAGAACUGGACAUGUUGCACCACUGUACUACCACCCAGAGGACGGCACUACUUACUUCAAUGCGAACUAUACAAUCCAUUACUGGAUGGCCAAGGGAGCACCAGCGAAUAAACUUGUCAUGGGCAUGCCAAUGUACGGUCAAACGUUCACUUUGGGCGAAGGCAAUGAUUCGCCACAAUAUCUCAGUGCGUACAAUGAAGCUACUGGCUUGAACGCCCCAGCUUCAGCAGGAGGAGAAGCCGGCGAAUAUACUAGGGCUAAAGGCUUCUUGUCUUAUUAUGAGAUUUGCGACCGCAUCAGAUACAAUGGAUGGAAGGUUGUGAAGGAUCCUCAACAGCGUAUGGGUCCUUACGCUUACAAGGGCAACCAGUGGGUUUCAUUCGAUGAUGUAGAAAUAAUAAAGAAGAAAGUCAACUUCAUUAAAUCACUCGACCUCGGCGGUGGUAUGGUCUGGGCUCUUGAUCUUGAUGAUUUCAGGAAUAGAUGUGGUCAAGGAAAGCAUCCACUUGUGAAUGCAAUCAAGAACGGCUUACUGGAUCCUAAUGUUGAAGAAGAAACUAUAUUAUCUGAUCAAAUAAUCGAGCCUCCUAAUGAAAUAGACGAAGGAUCUGAUGAGGAUGACAUACAAGUAAAGCCUAUCGCGAAACCGACGCAGAGACCGACACAGUUGACCACUCAAGUACAACCAGUUGUCACCACUACUAAAAAACCCGUAACUACCAUCAGUACUGCUUUGGAAGAUCGUUACAAGGUCGUCUGCUACUACACUAAUUGGGCUUGGUACAGACCGGGUCCAGGAAAGUUCACACCAAGCGACAUUGAUCCAUCGCUUUGCACCCACAUUGUGUACGCAUUUGCCGUCCUCGACACUAAGCGUCUCGUGAUCAAGCCACAUGACAUCUGGUUGGAUGUCGAAAACAAAUUCUACGAAAAGGUGGUGGCACUUAAAGAAAAGGGUGUUAAAGUAGUCCUUGGAUUGGGUGGAUGGGAUGACUCGGCAAGUGACAAGUAUUCACGAAUGGUGAACAGUGUUGCAGCGCGAAGAAAGUUCGUCAUCCACGCAAUCGAUUUCAUUGAACAAUACGAAUUUGAUGGAUUAGACCUCGACUGGGAAUACCCCAAGUGCUGGCAAGUAAACUGCGAAAAAGGCCCAAGCUCUGACAAGCAAGGUUUUGCAAGUCUCGUCAAGGAACUCCGAGCUGCCUUCAAGCCUCGUGGCUUAUCGCUGUCAGCAGCCGUCUCCGGCAGCAAACGAGUUAUUGACGCUGGCUACGAUGUUGCAACGCUGUCCAAGAAUCUGGACUGGAUUUCUCUAAUGUCAUACGACUACCACGGACAAUGGGACAAGAAGACCGGACACGUGUCACCAAUGUAUGCAAGCGAUGGAGAUGAUGACAAAACUUUGAACACGAACUUCACGGUACACUACUGGAUUAACAAGGGAGCAUCUCCUGAGAAACUUAUUUUGGGUGUUCCUUUCUACGGUCAAUCAUUUUCUCUGGAAGAGAACGCUGGCUCCGGCCUCGGAGCACCUGCAUAUGCGGGCGGAGAGGCUGGUGAUGAGACCAGGGCUAGAGGCUUCUUGUCCUUCUAUGAAAUUUGUGACCGCAUCAGAGUGAAUGGCUGGAAGGUGACUCGCGACCCGGGUGGUCGUAUGGGUCCUUACGCCAGCUUCGAAGACCAAUGGGUUUCGUUCGACGAUGACUUCAUGGUGCGUCACAAAGCGGAAUAUGUUCGUUCCAUGGGACUUGGAGGCAGCAUGGCAUGGUCUCUGGACCUUGAUGACUUCAGUGGAAGAAACUGCGGCUGUGGAAAAUCACCACUUCUGGCUACCAUCAAUCAUGUGCUGCGUGGCCUCGAGGCGCCGCCGAGAUGUUCGCUAGAAGAACUACAACCCGAUAAUGCAGAAAUAGAUACAGACGUUUCAGUCGUGCCAAUCGUGACACCUGAAUCAGAAAUUGUUGAACCGGACGACAUUCCAGCGGUCUCACCCGUUGAAGAAGUUGAUACUGAUACCAAUAUCGACACUGAUACCGACACAGAUACUGACACAGACACAGAUUUAGACACCGAAAACAAUGGUCCAAGUCUUGCAGGAACUUCUUGCACUGGAAACGUUUUCAAGGCUGACGAAAAUAAGUGCAGCAAAUAUUACUUGUGUCUCAACGGUCAAUGGAUGGAACUGGAGUGCCCUUCGCCAUUACACUGGAAUAAGAACCACUGCGACUGGCCAGAAAAGGCUCAUUGCAAAACGAAGGCUGCAUUGCGACUAACGGGAAUUGAACCCGAAGAGAUACAAGACGACAAACCUAUUGUUGGAUGUUACUUUACCAACUGGGCUUUCUACAGACCUGGCAAGGGAAGUUUCGGACCGGAGCAAGUAGACCCAACCGCCUGCACACACAUCAUCUACGCAUGGGCUUACCUCGAUGGCAAUACCUUUAAUUUGGUACCUGGAAACAAAGAGUUAGAUCUGGAAAAUGAUUUUUACGGCAAGUUGACUCAAUUGCGCCAAACAGGAGUAAAAGUUAUUAUUGGCGCUGGUGGCCUCAGGGACUCUGAAGGCAGAAAAUGGAACAAAAUGGUAUCAAGUCCACAAAACAGGAAGACGUUUGUGGAUUCAGUGUUGAAAUUCUUGCAAAGAUGGCACUUUGACGGUGUUCAGAUUGCUUGGCAAUAUCCGGGAUGUAAACAAACUCCUUGCACAAAUGCUACAGUCGACUACAAAGAAAGGGACAACUUUGCCAAAUUACUUUUAGAAUUAUCAAGGACUAUACGUCCUCAAGGUCUGGAGCUGUCAGCUAUGGUGGCAGCUUCACCAGAAAUUGCUCAAUCAGCUUACAAGCUUCACAUACUGGCGUCAGAGUUAGAUUGGGUGUCGAUAGCAGCUAAUGACUAUUACGCGUCCUCUACUGGAAAGACUGCGCAUUUGGUACCACUUGAAUCAAGUUCCACUAAAGGAGUCAGUAGUAUGAAUUCUUCCCUCACAUACUGGACGAGCGUGAUGCCCCCGCGUCAGGUAGUCCUGGGCUUGCCCGCAUACGCACGGUCGUACAGCCUGCGCAGCGCCGCCAGCGCCGCACUCGGGGCGCCCGUCACCGGCCCAGGCGAGCCCGGGCCCUACACCCGCGUACCUGGCUUCCUGGCCUACUACGAGGUGGCAGACGAUUUAGCAACACAUGAAUGGAAAGAGAGUCGGACUUCCGAGGGCACAUACAGCGUGCACGGCAAGCAGUGGGCCUCCUACCUCAGCCCGUUGGACGUGGGUCGCGCAAGCGCGGCGGCCCGGCACGCGGGGGCCCGCGGCGCCGCGCUGUGGGCGCUGGACCUGGACGUGCGGGGGCCUUGCGCCCUGCUCGGGGCCCUGCGCCGCGCGCUCACCGAGCCCGACCUGCCGCUCGACAUGUGCCCUGCCGCCUGAACCACUAACUACCAUCAAUCACACUCACCCACAACCAUCAUUACUAAGAUCGGUGAUUUUUUUGAAAAAAGAACCGAUUGAUCAUGAGACUGUUCCAUGGGUGCUUAUAUGAAUAAGACUUAAUUUAGUUAAAAUUAACAUAUUUACUCGACCGCUCUAGCUUUAGACCGGUGAUGUUAAGAUAUUGUGAUAUUUUUGUGCCGUAGGCCUACCGCUUACGCAGUUGCGUACAGCAACUGAUCCUUUUGAUUCCUUGAUUUUUACUUGAUCACCAGGGCAAUGAAACGAUUUAAGUAUUUGUAAUACGAUUAAGUAGGAGUGCAAGGAAUAUAUUGUUAUUAUGUAUGUCUUACCUUAAAAUUAGUGUACAAAGAUCCCUGGCCAAUUAAUUAUCAAUAAACUUUUAGAAAAAACAGUAUAGUACCUCGUUGAAUACGCAUAGUGUCGCGUAGUUACCAAAACUGUAUACUCCUUACUAUGAAUAGAUUAAAUAAUACUAUGAUUCAUGACUGAGCGAUAAUAAAAUAAAAUAUAAGUAUUUGAAA